GUUUCCUCUGAGCAGUGAGGCCUGAGAGGAUGCAGGCCUGGGAUGGCUCCUGGCUCCGGGGCCCGGCAGCUACUGGGUGCCAACUGUCCCUUCUGCAGCUGCUGGCGUGGGGCCCGGGUUCGGGGAGAGGCGAGAGCAUCACAGGAUCCCUGUGUGUGUGUGCUGGUUCAGAGGAGCCCUCACCAGCUGACUCCCCAGCUGCCAAGAUGCCUGUGGCUGCCACCAGCUCCGACUUGGCCAUGCAGCAGGUCCUGGACAACCUGAGCGACCUGCCCAACUCCACUGGGGCGGCCGACCUGGACCUCAUCUUCCUCCGAGGCAUCAUGGAGAGUCCAAUAGUAAGAUCCUUGGCUAAGGUACAGUCGCAUGGGGUGGCCGGGGAAGCGGCGAUGGCCGAGUGUGAACCUGCUAUUCCGGAUGAAAUGCAGCCUCCCUGCCCCCUUCUUCCUGCCUCAGGUGCCUUGGGCUGGGUCCUGCUGCCGCCUGGUCCCUGGCGUUCCCUGCCUGGGCCGCGAGUGGGUUGGGGGGCUGCUGCCAGGCCGGGCUGUCUGACGGGCAGAGUCGGCCGGGGGUGGCCCCGGGGCCUGGCUCGCGCAGGACUGAGCGCUCCCCCUCCGCAGGGCGUGACGUUCCGGGUGGAGCGGGGCGAGCUGGUGGUGGCCCGCAUCCUGCACGGCGGCAUGAUCGACCAGCAGGGCCUGCUGCACGUGGGCGACGUCAUCAAGGAGGUGAACGGCCAGGAGGUGGGCAACGACCCCAAGGUGCUGCAGGAGAUGCUGAAGAACGCCACCGGCAGCGUGGGCCUCAAGAUCCUGCCCAGCUACCAGGAGCCCCACCCCCCCCGGCAGGUGUUUGUCAAGUCCCACUUCGACUACGACCCGGCUAGCGACAGCCUCAUCCCCUGCAGGGAGGCCGGGCUGAAAUUCACCGCAGGGGACCUGCUGCAGAUUGUCAACCAGGACGACCCCAACUGGUGGCAGCCUCGCGCAGACACUUCGCGGAAGCCCAAGGACCACGAGAAGGACGGGCAGGGCUACUGCUUCGUCUCGCGGGGGGAGAUGGAGGCAGACAUCAAGGCCGGCCGCUACCUGGAGCACGGCGAGUACGAGGGGAACCUCUACGGCACCAAGAUCGACUCCAUCCACGAGGUGGUGGAGUCCGGCAAGAUGUGCAUCCUGGACGUGAGCCCGCAGGCGGUGAAGGUGCUGAGAACGGCCGAGUUCGUCCCCUACGUGGUCUUCAUCGAAGCCCCCGACUACGAGACGCUGCGAGCCAUGAACAAGGCAGCACUGGAGAGCGGCGUGGCCACGAAGCAACUCACGGAGGCCGAUCUGAAGCGGACGGUGGACGAG
Molecule: messenger RNA, 1352 nt
Organism: Pelodiscus sinensis (Chinese soft-shelled turtle)
Lineage: Eukaryota; Metazoa; Chordata; Testudines; Trionychidae
Source: RefSeq, a predicted model, not a curated record